UCGGCUUCCACGUGGGCUGGGUCUGUGCGCACCCUGGCAGGGGUCCAAGGGCGAGGUCCGAAGCGCUGGGCCUGUGGGGCACCACUCCUUCCUCCCACACCCCUGGGGAAGGCUGAUGCCCGUGCCUGCCCCCCUGGCCCUGCCCCGGCCACCUCUGCCACCAGCCCCUGAAUCAGAGCUGGGCUGGGGGGUCCUCCCUGCCAGAGCACUGACGACGGGGCCCCCAGCACGCAGACCUUCCACGCAGGCUGCUGGCAUCACGGGACUCAGGUCCGAGGUGCUGGGGCUGACCCGGGGGAUGGGAGGAUCCCCGGGGGCAGGUGAUGUGGAGGGGCGGGUUGCCAUAGCAACCUCGGGGCCUGUAAAGCCGGGCGCCCCUCCCCUGGAAGCUGCCGGGGCUCCCACGCUCCCCGCGGAACCGCGCCAGGUGCCCCUAGGACAGGUGAGCACGGAGCUCCCGACGACGCCACUCACGGCCGAGGCGUUUGCGCGGGAAGGCGGCGCGCUCACUCGCUCUGCGGCUGACCUGGCAGGCGCUCUCCCCCCGAAGGAGAAAGGCCGAGGCGGCUUCCUGCACACGAGGGGACGUGGCGUCCUGCUGCGGCGGGCCUCGGCCGCACCGCCUCUCCCAGGCUUAGCCAGAUCCCCGGGGUUCCGCUCCCCGGACACACCCCGCUGAGGGGACCGGGUGUGCGAUGGCCCGGGUGGGGGCGGGGGCUUCCAGGACGGUCUAGGGACCCGAUGGCCUGGGACGUGUCGGGACGUCCUGUAGCGCAGGUAAGUUCUGCACCCCACGGCCCCCACUUCUCAGAGGCCAGGGCCGGGGAGACUCUGCUCUGGGGGCGGCGUGCGGCCCGACCCGCCCAUGUCCUGGGCGUCGGGCCCUGCAGCGCGUCGGGCGGCCCACCGGCCCACGCUGCCCAAGGCCUGCGGCAGAGACGCCUGCCCAGCCCCGAGCACCUGAGGGGCGCGGCCGUGUCCUCCGCCAGAGUCACUCAUCCCUUCGACAGGCUCUGGUCACGGAGUCUCGGUGAGGCCGAGGUGGCCGAGCCAGCGCCUGGUGAGAACCCAGGAGGCGCGGUGCCCUGGAAGGGUCAUGCCAGCAGGAGACACCUGGGGCUCCUGGGGGGCUGCCCAUCGGCUCUGGGACACCUGGGCAAGUGUGCCGCACGCCGGCGUCCCCCGGGUCCCCAGCUCGGCUCCACAGAAAGUAGCAGCCCAGGAGUGACCAACUGGCCGGACUCGUGAAGCCCCAGAUGGGAAGUCCGGGGACUAGGGCUAGGGAGAAGCCCCCACGGGAGUGGAUGGGAGACGCGUGGCCAGGCCUCUGUCACCCCCGCACCCGCCGGGGAGCCCACGCCCCAAAAGCCACCCCCAGAUCCGCGCAGAGCAAAGCUACCCCGUCAGCGCGGUAGGAGAACGGGGAUGCGCCUGGCAUCCGGCGACAGGCUGGAACGUGGGCGGUGUGUGAGCGCGGCGGAGCCGGUGGCGUCCCCGGGGCAGAGGGGCGCAGCGCAGGGGUGCCAGCGCUAGGUCCCCGGGCUGCCCGCGCCGCGGUCUCCGCACCAGGAUGAUGGCAGGGGGCUGGGGUGCCAGCCUGGCACAAGCGCGGCUGUGGGGCAAACGCCAGGCGACUCGGGGCCCGGAAAGGGAGAGGGGAGCAGCCUCGCAGCCUGAGGGG
Nyctereutes procyonoides (raccoon dog) is the source of this 1681-nucleotide messenger RNA. RefSeq names its product nascent polypeptide-associated complex subunit alpha, muscle-specific form-like. Bases 116 to 679 code for a protein of 187 amino acids. NCBI's taxonomy places the organism in Eukaryota, Metazoa, Chordata, Mammalia, Carnivora, Canidae. The transcript has 2 exons. The record is from RefSeq and is a predicted model, not a curated record.